UUGAAAACGAACAGCAACGCCAGUCGAUUGCUGCUUUAUCGUUUUCAGGCCUUAAUUUUCAGCAAACUGAGGGCAUCAUGACAGAAUUACGACACCGAGGAGCGACUGAAAAAGAGCUGCAGGAUCAGCACUCGGAGGACAAGGGAUCUGAAACAGAGGGCAAGUCAGAGAGAGAUGGAGCAUCAGAUAGUGAGAUUAAACCAGACACUGGUGUUGCUGAAGUUCCUGUUUCUGCUGAUGACACACCAGAGGUUCUCAACAAAGCCCUUUCAGGCCUCUCCUCCCGAUGGAAGAACUGGUGGGUGCGGGGAAUCCUCACUCUGGCCAUGAUCUCCUUCUUUUUCUUCAUUAUUUAUCUGGGUCCAAUUGUGCUGAUGAUGAUUGUGCUGUGCGUUCAGAUCAAGUGCUUCCAGGAGAUCAUCACAAUUGGUUACAGUGUGUAUCAUUCAUACCACCUUCCCUGGUUCAGAACACUAAGUUGGUACUUCCUGUUGUGUGUGAACUACUUCUUCUAUGGGGAAACGGUGACAGAUUGCUUCUUCACUCUGGUGCAGAGGGAGGAGCCUCUACGCAUCCUCAGCAAAUACCAUCGCUUUAUUUCCUUUGCCCUGUACCUCACAGGGUUCUGCAUGUUUGUUCUGAGCCUGGUGAAGAAGCACUAUCGCCUGCAGUUCUAUAUGUUCGGUUGGACUCAUGUGACCCUGCUGAUUGUGGUGACUCAGUCCCACUUAAUCAUUCAUAACCUUUUUGAGGGAAUGAUCUGGUUUAUUGUGCCCAUUUCCUGUGUUAUCUGUAAUGAUAUCAUGGCUUAUAUGUUUGGCUUCUUUUUUGGGCGCACCCCUCUCAUCAAGUUGUCUCCUAAGAAGACGUGGGAGGGGUUUAUUGGUGGCUUCUUCUCCACUGUUGUGUUUGGGAUCCUGCUUUCCUAUGUAAUGGCAGGUUACAGCUACUUUGUGUGUCCAGUGGAGUUUAAUAACGACUCCAACAGAUUCACGGUGGACUGUGAGCCGUCUGAGCUCUUCCAGCUUCAGAACUACGGCCUGCCAUCUGUAUUGCAGUCCAUCACCGGCUGGACCACAGUGAAGUUGUACCCAUUCCAGAUCCACAGCAUCGCUCUGUCUGCAUUUGCAUCCAUCAUGGGACCAUUUGGAGGCUUCUUCGCCAGUGGCUUCAAAAGGGCCUUUAAGAUCAAAGACUUUGCUAACACCAUUCCAGGUCAUGGAGGAAUUAUGGACCGCUUUGACUGUCAGUACCUUAUGGCUACAUUUGUAAAUGUUUACAUCACCAGCUUUAUCAGAGGGCCAAACCCUACUAAAGUUAUACAGCAGCUUCUUGCUCUGAGACCAGACCAGCAGGUACAUAUCUUCAACUCACUCAAGGCCCAUCUGACAGAGAAAGGCCUGCUACCAGCCCUGGAAGUGGCAGCCUAGCCUAACGGGCCAUCCCAGGGAGAGCCCACAGCAGUGGCCGGAGGAUAGAGGGAGGAGAUGGUCAUUACAGAAGCAGAUCCAGGCUUGUAUGGGAGGGGGAGAUGGGAUGGGAUCAUAGGAAGGAAAACAACAGAAAACUGAACUAAAUGAACCUUGGGUCAUUCCAUUUUCAGUGUGAUUGAGAGAGUGUGUGUGUAAAGAUCAGUGUUUUUGCUUGUUAUUUUUGUAAAUGUUUUAUGUUUAUCUCUUUUGCCACAAAAUUAUAUUAUAAAUAUAUGGAGAUGAUGCUUCAUCUGUGUUACAGUUAUUUGUAAGUUGAGCUGUACAUUUCCACUUGUGUACAAAUGUUCUGCAACUUUAGAGUGUGAAUAUUUUAUUAUAGUGUUUAUUGUAUUUUGUUUUAAUGCACUGCUCAUCACACUGUCAUUUCAACCUCAGGCUUGGGUUUUUUUUUUUUUAUUGUUUUUUGUUUUUUUAUGUUGUUCAAAGUUGCCAUAAGGCAUUGUUCAUUCAAAGAUUGUAUUUUUACCACAGAGCACUCACAAAUUUAGUGUGGAUUCAUAUUACUUUCCAUAGGUCUUGGUGGUGACCUGUUUGUAACAUCAUUUUUAAUCAGAGGAACCUGGUCAUUGAUAUCAGCUGCAUCCUUCAACCCAAAAGAUGUGGUGACUGUUACAGUAUGGCUUUCUGAGACUAGGUAUAAUUCCUGACAGCAGUUGUGUAAGGAGAGGAAGCAGAUGUCAUAUUCUGUGUUUAAGAGGAUGUUCAGGUGUAGUCAGACUUUGAAUUAUCAUGUACUGUGCCUCACUCUUUGGCUUCGGAUUAGUCUCUAUUAGAUGUAUUUGACACAAAAACAGCCCCCUGAGCUAAAGGGAAAAAUUAAAACAGUUUGAAGAAAGUGUCAUAUACAGGGUUGCCAGAUGCCAGGAAGGUCUUCCAGCCCAAAACCUCGUCAAAAACCGCGAGAAUGCACAAAAAAACGGCCAAAUUUGUAUUGGCUUGUUUCUCGCUAUGGUUUCUCAUUUAAACACAUGAUAAUCAUUAACGAGUUUUAAAAUUACCCAUUGGUCCGUGUACUUUGCGUCCAUUCGUUUUUCCUUUUUUAACCUGUAAUCAAAAAUUAACGGUUGUUGUAUUUUUAAAACGCAAAGUUGAACACCAAAAUUUGAAUUUGAACCACAAA
This is a messenger RNA of Xyrauchen texanus (razorback sucker), 2613 nucleotides long. RefSeq names its product phosphatidate cytidylyltransferase 2-like. Lineage: Eukaryota; Metazoa; Chordata; Actinopteri; Cypriniformes; Catostomidae. The coding region runs from base 78 to 1430 and encodes 450 amino acids. The transcript is spliced from 13 exons. Gene Ontology annotation, molecular function: phosphatidate cytidylyltransferase activity. Gene Ontology annotation, cellular component: endoplasmic reticulum membrane. The record is from RefSeq and is a predicted model, not a curated record.